This is a messenger RNA of Panicum virgatum (switchgrass), 1421 nucleotides long. RefSeq names its product 1-aminocyclopropane-1-carboxylate oxidase 1-like. The record is from RefSeq and is a predicted model, not a curated record. Bases 13 to 1074 code for a protein of 353 amino acids. Lineage: Eukaryota; Viridiplantae; Streptophyta; Magnoliopsida; Poales; Poaceae. The transcript has 2 exons.
CAUCUUCCCCUCAUGCACCAAGCACACAAGUUCAGACACUACUCCAAGGAGCGAGCUACCAAGUGCAGCAGCAGUGUGUUCAGUGUUCCUACACUUUGGCACUCGGUGCUCUCUAGUCUCUACGAGCCGAUGACGGGACAGACGGAGAUUCCGGUGAUCGACCUCGCCGGCCUCACCGCCGGCGGCGAGGAGAGGUCGCGCACCAUGGCGCGCCUCCACGAGGCCUGCAGGGACUGGGGCUUCUUCUGGGUGGAGAACCACGGCGUGGACGCGGCGCUCGUGGACGAGGUCAAGCGCUUCGUCUACGCGCACUACGAGGAGCACCUCGAGGCCAGGUUCCACGCCUCCGACCUGGCCAAGAACCUGCCGGCGGCCGGCGACGAGGAGCCCUCCGACAAGGUGGACUGGGAGGCCACCUACUUCAUCCAGCACCGCCCCCGGAACACCACCGCCGACUUCCCGGAGAUCUCGCCGCCGGCCAGGGCGGCGCUGGACGCGUACGUCGCCCAGGUGGUGUCCCUCGCGGAGCGCCUGGCCGAGUGCGUGGGCCUCAACCUGGGCCUCCCCGCCGGCCACGUCGCCGCCGCAUUCGCGCCGCCGUUCGUGGGCACCAAGUUCGCCAUGUACCCGCCCUGCCCGCGCCCGGGCCGCGUGUGGGGCCUGCGCGCGCACACCGACGCCGGCGGCAUCAUCCUGCUCCUCCAGGACGACGCCGUGGGCGGGCUCGAGUUCCUCCGGGGCGGAGCCGAGUGGGUCCCCGUGGGGCCCACCAGGGGCGCCCGCCUCUUCGUCAACAUCGGGGACCAGGUCGAGGUCGUCAGCUGCGGGGCCUACCGGAGCGUCGUGCACCGCGUCGCGGCGGGGAGCGAGGGGCGGCGGCUGUCCGUGGCCACGUUCUACAACCCCGGGCCCGACGCCGUGGUGGCGCCGGCGGUGAGGGGGGACGACGACGCGGCGGCGGCGGCCUCCUACCCGGGGCCCUACAGGUUCGGGGACUACCUCGAGUACUACCAGGGCACCAAGUUCGGCGACAAGGACGCCAGGUUCCAGGCCGUCAAGAAGCUGCUCGGUUGAGCCACCAGGCAGAGCUUGGAGAUCCCGCGUUUCGAUUCUUGGCGCUGUUGCUUGUUGAUGAUUGAUGAUCCAUGGCUUGCGUUGGGGUUGCAUUGCGUGUUUGCUUUAGCAAAUCUUUUUACGUGAUGGUUAGUAAUUAUUAAUUGUACGCAUUCGGCGGUUGACUAAUGGUGCCGCAUGCUUUCGGUCGACGUGCUGUGGCUGGUGGCUGGUGCUAAUCUGUUGUGAGAGAAAAGUAUUGCUGGCUGGUUGGCGGCUGCUGGCUGAUGAUGGUUUGGUGUCGGAGAAAAAUACUGUUGGCAGAACAAAGUGAAUAAUUGUUUUCUUUCGGUAAAGGUGAAUUGAGU